Messenger RNA from Hippocampus zosterae (dwarf seahorse), 2560 nucleotides. RefSeq names its product transmembrane protein 204 (gene tmem204). Bases 1079 to 1759 code for a protein of 226 amino acids. NCBI's taxonomy places the organism in Eukaryota, Metazoa, Chordata, Actinopteri, Syngnathiformes, Syngnathidae. The transcript is spliced from 3 exons. The record is from RefSeq and is a predicted model, not a curated record.
GGGGGGCAACGGCAUACACGUCAAACUACAGCAGGCUACAUGUCGGCCAGAUAAGCCGAGUACUGUACAGGGCCUGUCAGAAAUAGUCAGGCCUUGUAUGCAUGGCCGAAAACAAUGAGAGAAGCACUCCGAAACGCAGAGGAGCGGCAACAUCUAGAGAGCCAGAAAAGGAAAGACAAGAGAAGGAACAGGUCCACAUUUGGCCCCUCUUCCCAGUCUCUUUUCCUCUCAGGAAACACAUCCUGUUGCUGGUCGACUGUGGUGGCUAACGUGUUUGUUGCACACAAGAGAGGACUUCAAGUGAACGCCCCCCCCCUCACCUCCGCCCGGGCUGCAGACAAAAGAAUACACAACAGUGACGUCCGAAAGAAGGGAGGGGGUUGGGGGUCUUUUAGGACAUUCGAGUCACACCAAAACCUUAGCAUGUGCGCACACUUAAAGCAACUGCGAAGGAGGGAGCUGUCCGGUUAUGACUUGCUGCGGUUGCACACUGACCAUCUGCAAGAAAUCAACUCGAAUCUUAUAGAAUUUGCUGUGAGGGACACAGAAGGGGCAACGUUGGAAGGAAGCAGAGCGAGGUGGUUUUUGGGAAACUUUUUGUUGUCGGCGGUGGAGAGACUUUUUGCAACAAUACGUGAGACUCUAACUUCCUUGUGGACUCUGCACACAAAAAAGUCAAGGGACGCGGGAACCAACAUCCAAGAGUCAAGCUGCAGCCAUCUGGAGCCAGUGGAAUGGACCUCGGCGUCUGUCGGAUUGAUGCGUGCAUUCAUACGGUGCUGUCAGAAGAGGAAGGCUGAGGAGUUCCUGUCUCGCGAAUGAGGAUGAACGGAGAUGUUCUUUAGCUAAACGUCACGACAAUCCCUUCGGCUUUUCUUCGUUUGUAUAACUUGCAAGUGAUCCGCUGGAAGGGGAGGCGGCGGCAGCUGUGGAGGAGGCGGUUGACAGGAACCACGGGGCCCGCGGAGCUUCUCCGGAGGACAGGCGAGGGAGCAGGCAGGACCCGGAGGAAGAACGAGGGUCUGAACCCGCCGAGGGAGAGGGCGGGGGAGGAGGGGUGGCGGUCACCGGGUGUCAUAUGGCCGUGCAGAGGCUCGUGGCUGCGGCGGUCGCGGUCGCACUGCUGUCCCUGGUCCUAAACAAUGUGGCCGCCUUCACUCCUAGCUGGGUCCUGCAAGCACUGGAAGACGGGCGCAAGAGGAGCGUGGGACUGUGGAAGAUGUGCCCCAGCGGAGGGGAGAGGGGUCGGGAUGAGCUCCAGGCGGGACGGAGGGCUCAGGUGGCACAGAGGCAAUGUGAAAGUCUGGGAUGGGGCUCCGAGUAUGCUGGCUAUCAAGAAUCCCGCAGCACUGUAAAAUUGCAGUUCGACAUGAUGCGGGCGUGUAACCUGAUUGCGACCGUGGCCCUGACGGCCGGUCAACUGAUCUUCCUCCUCGGCCUGAUGGAGCUGCCCUUCAUCACGCCAGAAUCUCAGUGGUGGGAGGAGGCCAUUGCUGCACUCUUCCAGCUAGCCAGUUUUGUGCUGGUGAUCGGACUUGUGACGUUCUACAGGAUCGGGCCCUACACUCAUCUGUCCUACUCCUGUUACGUGAACAUAGCGGCGUGCCUGCUGGCGACCACGGCGGCGGCCAUGCUCAUAUGGAACAUUUUACACCGCCGUGACGAUUGCCUGGCGCCGCGGGUCAUCAUCAUCAGUCGCUCACUGACGUCCCCUUUCCACCCGCGUCUGGACAACGAUUACGUGGAUUCGCCGUGUUGAGCAGAAAAUCCCCCCCGGACAGGACUGCUCAAACUCAUUAACCUGUUUUCCCAUGGCUCAACAUACAUCCGCCUGCAUGUUUUAAGUUUUGUAACCCAUCACUUUUGGACGUCACAUCACCAAGUAAAUAUUUCCUUUUGAGAGAGAUAAAGAGUCUGAUUUAUUGGUGGCUACACACUGUGCUACACUUGGACCAGGACACUCUGUGACGCUUAACAUCCUGCCAAGCAGAAGAUCAAGCUGGACCUUGAUUGUUAUAUGUGCACUUACUCAAAAGUCCUCUGGCAUUACGAUGAUUUAGAGUUGUGAAAGAAUGGAUAUAAAGCAUAAUAACAGAAUACCUCAUUGGUUUUUUUUCUCUUCCUGUACAUUUUACAGCAUAUCUAAAUGUAAUGCUGAUAUAUAUUUGUAGGUCAGGACAUUGUAGUUAGCCUAGCAAGGUUUCUGAAUGGGUCAAGGCAAUAUUUAAUAGGAAACUCAUAUUUUAAUGCAAAAGGGGAUAGUUACUCCAAGCAUAAUGACGACACGCGCUUCUCCAUAAAAAGCAGGCAACAGCGGAAACACACGUCAACACUUUUUGCAAUCCAUGUAAUCCACUUCGAAGUCUUCUUGUUUGUGGUACAUCUGUAUAUUAAUUUAACAUUAGUCAACUCCAAUCAACACAGUGCUCUCAUAGGGUGUCGUAAUAUUUGAGAUUAUAAAUAUCAUGCAUCUGUAAAGAACCCUUGUGGAUAUUUCAAACAUAACGGGGGUUAAUGAAUACAAAUAUUAUUUGAUAACUACAAUAAAUUUUAAAGUCAA